Apiotrichum porosum is the source of this 1428-nucleotide messenger RNA. RefSeq lists its product as uncharacterized. The record is from RefSeq and is a predicted model, not a curated record. Gene Ontology annotation, cellular component: cytoplasm. NCBI's taxonomy places the organism in Eukaryota, Fungi, Basidiomycota, Tremellomycetes, Trichosporonales, Trichosporonaceae. Gene Ontology annotation, molecular function: oxidoreductase activity. Bases 1 to 1428 code for a protein of 475 amino acids. The transcript has 9 exons.
AUGCCCGCCUUCCCACAGCCGUUCACCUCUACUGUUUCGCACUGGCAAGCAACAAACCGCGGCCCCACCUCGCUGUGGAAUCAUGGCCGUGAUGCUCCUCUGCCCACCAAGGCCGACAUUGUCAUCGUCGGCGCGGGUGUGACGGGCUCCUCGCUGGCAUACCACCUCACCCGACCCGGAGACGUGGGCGAGGGGAAGCGGAUUAUCGUUCUGGAGGCCAAGGAUGUGGCAUCUGGUGCUUCGGGACGUAACGGUGGUCACGUCGGCCCCCGCGCUUGGGAUGGCUUUGGUUCUCUGACCCGCUCGCGAGCCGAGGGUGGUGCUGGCCUCACGAACGACGAUGCCCUCGAUAUCAUGUACUUUGAGGCGGACAACCUUGACUAUGUGGAGAGCCUGGUGAAGAAGGAGAAGCUCAAUGUGGACUUUUGGCGCGGGAACCGCUGUGAUGUACUCACAACUGAGGCGAGCGUCCAGGCAAACUUGGCCAACAUUGAGACAUACAAGAAGACGGCCGCAGCUAGCACCAAACACAAUGGUCGCCAGACCGAAUGGGAGCUCAUCUCAGAUCCUAGGGAGGCACGGAAGGUUUCACGUAUCAAGAGCGCCCUUGCGAUCAACCGAGGUCCCUCUGGUAGCUGGCACCCUCACCGCGGGACAACAGCCCUGCUCCGUCUUGCCAUCGAGUCCAAGACGUCUACUUGCGAGUUCUUCUCUUGGACUCCCGUAAACAGUGUCACACCAUCGCCUUCAGGAUGGUCCGUGGACUGCGGCGGGCGUGGUACAAUUGUUGCUGGCCAAGUCGUCCUUGCCACAAACGCCUGGACGAGCCACCUGUUCCCCAACGUCCCCGACCUUGCCAACCAUGUGAUCCCGUACCGUGGCCAAGCGGCGCUCAUCACCCCACCCACUACCUACGCUGGAACCGGCGCGCUGGAGGCGACCAUGGGGAUUGAGCGUGGCCCUUACCUCAUCCAGACGCCCCACUCUGGCCUCGUCAUUGGUCCGUACAACGCGACGGUGUUGAGCGAGUUUGGUACACCAAAGGACCUGUUCUACAUCGAGGAUGACUCGGUGGUGACUCCCAAGUUCCACGACUGGCUUUCCACCUACUGCAAGGACAACUUCGAAGGUUGGGGCAAGGAGGUCAAGGGAGAGGGUAACAACCACGACUGGUCGGGUAUCAUGGCCCACUCCAUUGACUGGGUGCCGCUCGUCGGUCCUGUGCCCGACAUGCCCGGUCUGUGGGUGUCUGCUGGGUACAAUGGCCAUGGCAUGGCCAAGAUUAUCACGAUUACCCGCUCCAUUGCACAGCACAUGAAGACUGGAAAGUGGGACCCGCGCAUGCCCCAAUGCUUUGCCAUCACAAAGGAGCGCUUGAGGGCCGCCAAACAGUGCAAGCCCGUCAUCCCCCUGCAGAGCCGGCUUUGA